CAGAAGUUGAUGGAAUAUUUGGCAGCAAAAGGAAGGAUGAAGCUGCCAAACCCAAAGCCGUACCUACAAGUCAAGAAGUCAGUGCUGGCUGCAGCAAAGGUUAUUGAUGGAAAAGAGAACAAAGCUUCCGUUGACUCAUGUAAAUAUGUCGGCAAAAAAGUACCAGCUGUGGCUGCUCAAGCCACAACACAUCCCGCCAGGCGGCCAUUCGGUGUGACAAACAAAGAGAAUGUAAAAGGCAGCAUCCUGGCUGCACAGCCGAAUGCCAAACGCCAAUCUUCAACCAGUGGCUCAGGACGUGACCGAAACCCAGGGCUCAUACCAACGAUCACCGGCGUGGCCGCCAAGCUCCGCCUGAAUGCAGCCAUCAACAACAAGAGGCAGCAAGCCACAGGAAUGCAUUGUUCAGGCAGAGCGUCUUCAAGCUCUGCGUCCCACAGCAAAUUGGACAGUGGCUCAAAUGCCUCUUCGGUUCCAAGGAAAACAACCAGUGCCAGGAUGAGCCUCUGCCCCCUUGUCAGAACAAGAACUGGGCUCAUCACUGCAGCGACACAGCCAAUUCAGUCUCAUGCAUCCCACGUGUCUGCUGCAUCGGAUGCUGACGCCAGUACUACUGUUUCUGUGGCCGACAAGGUACGCUCCGGCACGUACGCAUCAGGUUCCCAGAGGUCUGUGACUGUUCUGAAGAAAACACUUCCUGCUGCUGCUCUUAACAACCACGUUAACAAGAAAACAACAGUUUCUUCUGCAGCAAUAACUAGGUGUAAAAUUCCACCUCAGGACAAGUCUAAUGCAAAACCACGUUUGGAUAAACCGUCUCUGUCGUCUCGUAGGGCUCAGUUGUCCAGUGAACUAAAGCCAUUGCCCACCUUAAAAUGCAAAGCAGCACCUGUGCAGCCAAUGAGGAGAGAGGGGACGACAAAAACUGACAAAUCAUCAGGAAAGCCCACAGAGCGGUUAACGCAGCAGAAAUCUGAUGCAGGAGGGGUGAGAAAUGGACGAACGUGUAAAGUGUCGACCCAAACAUCCUCGGGGACAGUGAGCAGAAGCAGAUUCCUAGCGGACAAAGGGGUAAAGCGAUGGGAUGAGGUCGAGCUGGGACAGAAAACCAAGACAAGUACAGAGACACAAAGCAAGAAGGGACCCAGUUCAUCGAAUGCCCCUCCAACACAAACUGGUAUAAACCAAACGGGUGCUCCAGUGAUGUCACGGAGAGCGUCACAGCCAGCCACGUCCAUCCGCCACACAGGCCUGACCACAGGCACCAAGACCCCAAAGCUCCCAGCCAGGGUCCUGGCCCAGACCGAGGUCAAGAAACUGACAGCUGCCCAAGAAGAGAGAAUGAGAAAACUGCAGGAAUGGCGGCAAGCUAAGGGCAUAGCCUACAAGCGCCCGCCGAUGCCGGUGAAACCUGCGGUGAGGCGCACAGCGGCAGGGCCUGAGCCUUUCUGGACCGCGAUGAAGGAAGAGGAUGACGCCAACUCCCUCAUCUGUGCUGUCGACAGGUCCCUGGCAGACUGCAUCAAACUGCUCCGGGAGGGCUGCCCUCCGGACCACGUGAAGGAGGUGCUGUCGCGGCUUCCCACGGUGUCACAGAAGUUUGCCAAAUACUGGAUCUGUCAGGUCCGUCUGAUGGAGCAGGAAGGCCACCUGGACGUCCUGCCCGUGUUUGAAGAGGCUGUUCGCGUUGUGUUGGAGCCCAUAGACGAGCUACGGACUGUGGUCUUUGAGAUUCUGAAGAAAAAUGACGAGAUCCAAGCAUCUGAAACAAAGCUGGAGCGACUCCCAUCAGCCGAGAGUUCUCCUGAGAGCAGCGACAACCCGAUGAUGACCCCCAAACCUGUGAGGGUCCUCAUCUCGGGGGAGAAAGGAAACUCCUCUGUAGUCAAGUAUAAGAUUACAGCGACUCCUGGUGGCCCUCCAAGCCAGAGGAGAGAACCGACACGGGUCAACGGCCAGGAGGUUCGGUUUUUCACUCCGGUCAGACGCUCGGUGCGAAUCCAGAGAGCCUCGCUCGGAUAUCCCGCCGCCCUCCAGGACCACGACCUCUGCGUGGCCUCCUACAAGGACCUGAUCUCCGAGGAGGAUAAGAACACGAGCAGGGAGCAGGAGGAGGGGGGGGCAACCAGCCCAUCUGUUAACAACACACCGAUGUUUAUCUACAGACAGAACGAAGCACUGAAAGACAAGGUGCUCGUCCAGCUCGUCUGUGACGAAGGUGUUUAGUCAAAUAUCAGUGAGAAAAAAGAAAAGUGUUAUCCUAGUAAAUCUCGAUCCAGGCAUUUUAAGAAAUGAGCAGGUCAAG
This is a messenger RNA of Limanda limanda (common dab), 2305 nucleotides long. RefSeq names its product cytoskeleton associated protein 2-like (gene ckap2l). The coding region runs from base 10 to 2226 and encodes 738 amino acids. Gene Ontology annotation, cellular component: cytosol; mitotic spindle; centrosome. The record is from RefSeq and is a predicted model, not a curated record. The transcript has 8 exons. Lineage: Eukaryota; Metazoa; Chordata; Actinopteri; Pleuronectiformes; Pleuronectidae.